Messenger RNA from Scomber scombrus (Atlantic mackerel), 799 nucleotides. RefSeq names its product complement C1q-like protein 2. The coding region runs from base 1 to 738 and encodes 245 amino acids. The transcript is spliced from 4 exons. Gene Ontology annotation, molecular function: protein binding. The record is from RefSeq and is a predicted model, not a curated record. Lineage: Eukaryota; Metazoa; Chordata; Actinopteri; Scombriformes; Scombridae.
AUGGAGAUGACCAUGUUUAUUCCACUGCUGCUGCUGAUCUGCUCUUUCUCCACGGCUCAGCUUCAAGCAGAGCCUGACAAUGAAAUUAUUCCACAUGGAAAACAGACUGAAUCCCGGGGAGGAGAACCAGCAAAUGCCUCUGAUCAGCAAUUGACCUGUCCACAAGACAUUCAUGCUGUGCUGAGAGAGAUGAGCACCUUGUUGGGUGAACAGAGGGUGGAGAUCAGGCAGCUACAGACACAAAAUGAAGCACAGACAGCUAAACUGAGAGAACUGGAAGUGCAGAAGACUGAGGUGGACAACUUAAAGCAACAGCUACAAGCCAAACAGGUGGCUUUUUCGGCCUCUCUGUUGGCUUCCGGCUCAGGAACAGUCGGACCAUUUAACACACACACUCCUCUGGUCUUCAGACGCGUCGUCUCAAACAUUGGAAACGCCUACAACCCAAACACAGGGUUUUUCAUUGCACCAGUGAGAGGAGCCUACCACUUCGAGUUCUACAUAGGUGCACAUGGACAUAGUUCACAUGCUUCAGGUGCUGUGUUGGUGAAGAAUGGAGAACAUAUUUUUAUUGUAUAUGAGCAUCAAACUAACGGUUAUGGGAGUUCUGCCAAUGGCGCCACACUGCUUCUAGAGGUUGGAGAUGUUGUGUUUUUGCGUCAGUGGCAAAACACAAGAAUAUUUGACAAUGGAAAUCACCACAGCACCUUCAGUGGUCAUCUGCUUUUCACCAUGUGAGAAAGAAACAGUCCUUUUCCUUUACACACUGUAGCAGUGUACCAGUCUUUGCAGAUAGAAG